This is a messenger RNA of Ectocarpus sp. CCAP 1310/34, 4385 nucleotides long. NCBI's taxonomy places the organism in Eukaryota, Phaeophyceae, Ectocarpales, Ectocarpaceae. The record is from the annotation of a GenBank genome assembly.
AUGAAAGGCGAACCGCCAUCUAGUUGCCCGUCCAGUAGAGGGGGAGAUGGUGGGCAUAGGUCGGGAGAUGGAGGUUCUUCCUCGCUUCUCUCCGGCGGCGUGGCCGUGCUAGCGGGGGUGGCAGUUUCGGGUGUAUCCGCUGCUGCUGCUGCAUCAUCAAGGUCCGAGGGCGGCGGCAGCGGUGGCAGCCGACGAGGGGAGGCUGCUGCCGCUGCUGCUGCCGUCGUUGCGUCUGAGGAGGCCGUAGCCGCGAAGAUGGAGAAGGUGGGCAGGAUGAUCGGCGAGGUGGCGGACGCGGUGCUCAAGCAUGUGAGCGAUCGGAUGCCGGGGCUGGAGGCCUUCACCCUGGAGAUUCUUGACACCAUCUUUGCGCCAAGGCUGGUCUUGAGACACCUCAUGGUGGCCGUUGCGUUGCAGACGGGGCUGCUUACGUACAACGGCCUCGUCAUGGUGGCAAACCGGCUGCUGUCUAGGUUGAGCACGCGGCACGGAGAGGCGAAGGCCUACCGCCACAAGAUGCGCAACGCUAAGAACUACGAGGAGUGGAGAAUGUACGCCGAACGAGUAGACCACUUGGAGGGACACGACGAGUGGAGGAAGCGUCCGGACUCGCUCCUCUACAACCACAAGGUUCUUCAGCAGCAGAUCAGCGACUUGAACGCGAUGAUCAACGCGGAGGACGUGUUCGGCCUCAUGUUUCGGUUGCGCUGCUCUCUCUCGAGAAAUCAGCACGGGAUGCUGCACGAGGGGCUUUUCUCGAGGGCGCACGCGGGCACCAAGGUGUUGGUCGAGCGAUACCACGAGGUUGUGUGUGAAGCUCUGCACUACGUCUGCGCCAAGAAUGCCGUGGCGCAGGACAUUCCCACGGACGCGAAACUGGCUUUUUUCAACGAGACCAGGCACGCGUACGGGCGAACGGCCCUGAUGCUGUCGGGGGGCGCGGCGAUGGGAGUGUAUCACGCGGGGGUGGUCAAGGCCUUGUUGGAUAGAAAACUGCUCCCCCGGGUGGUGAGCGGAGCGUCCGCCGGGUCGAUCGUCGCGGCUAUGGUCGGGACCAGGACGGACGCCGAACUUCGCCCAAUGUUCGAUGGGAAAGGGGUAAACCUGGAGUUCUUCCAGCCUCUUCGGAGAUCCUUCAAGAAGACCAGUGGAGACGACGAUAAGUACAAGAACUCGGCGUUCUGGCAGCUGCUGGUGCCCCCGGGCCUUCGGUGGAUGGGCACGCGACUCUGGAACGUGCUCCUCCACAGCGAGGGCUUCCUCAGCAUGGACACGGACUACUUCAAGAACGUCCUCCGGCACAACAUAGGGCCCUCGACGUUCCAGGAGGCCUUCGACCGGACGGGGCGCAUCGUGAACAUCACGGUGGCCCCGCAGAACAAGACGGACCCCCCCCGGCUGCUCAACUACCUCACGGCGCCCCACGUGCUGGUGUGGAGCGCGGCGGUGUGCUCCAGCAGCGUCCCCGGGGUGUUCGAGCCGUCCGUUCUUCUCGUCAAGGACGCCGAUGGGAGCACGCACCCGGAAUCCGGGCCGAUCGACAAGUUCGUGGACGGAAGCAUGGAGGCGGACCUGCCGAUGCAGCAGAUCAGCGAGCUCUUCAACAUCAACCACUUCAUUGUGUCGCAGGUCAACCCGCAUGCGUCCCUUCUGUCGACAAUGGCUCUCUCCAAGAGCGUUUGGAGCUCUCCAACCUACAGCUUCCUCGUGGGAAUCGUCGGAUUUCUGCAGACACAGGUGCGCAACUGGUUUCGCAACGUGAUUGAGUUCGUGUCGCACCGGAGGCUGGCUCCCGUGUGGGCUUCGAAACGGGGCGGCAUCCAGCUCCUCACGCAGGAGUACGAGGGGCGGCACUGCGAUGUGACUAUCACGCCGUGGAAGGGGGAGGAAAACGUGUUCUCGUCCUUCGCCAAGAUGCUCAAGAACGUCAACACCGAAGAGUUUCUCGCCAUGACGAUUGUGGCGGAGCGUAACACGUGGCCGAAGGUGGAGAUGAUCAGGAGCCACUGCGCCGUCGAGAUGUCCCUGGAGCAGUGCGUGCAGAUCUUGCGGCGCCAGCUCACGGCCGAGAACCAGGUCCGAAUGCUGGCGGCCUCUCAACACCCCUCGUCCGAGCAGCUACGGCGUGAAGGGCGCGUGUCGAGCUUCUACACGUCGAGGUCUCUCGUCAACCUUUCGGGACUGAGCGUGAUGGACCCCAGCAUCUUCAUGGAGCAGCAGCUGCACCAGUACCCGUCGUCCUCGACCCUCGCGGCGAUCGUCAACGACAGCGCAAUUUUGGAGGAGAAGGACGGGGACGAUGGGAACGUAGGCCUGAACUACCUAGAGGGGCCGCUUCACGAUGAGGGGCAAGAUGAACCGAACCGCAGCAACGGUAACCUCCACGACCCUGGCCUCGGCGGCGGCCUCCUCACGCCUAACGGCAGCACGGGCGGCGGCACCAGCCUUCCUCACCGCGGCGCCGAGUGGAGAAAUCAGCCAGAAGGGGGACGGAGGGAACACGAGGAGGGCGCUGCCAAUGGGUUGGGAACUUAUUCAAAACUGGAGGGGGCAGAGCUGAGCCCGCCACCAGGCGGAGCGAUGGCGGGCGCGGAUGAUGAUACUGCCGCCGCUGUGUGGGCACGCCAAGAUGAACGCCGGGACUCCGGGACAGAUUUGGGGUGGCUCUCGCUGGAUCAGCUGGCGGAGAUGGGGCUAGCGAGCAGGGAGAACGUCGUCAAGUCAACCUCUAUGGCCAACUUCUACUACAGGCGAUCGAAGAGUCUGGAGGCCAGCAUGAACGAGAUGAGCCAGGGGUCGCGGAUGAGCGAGCAGCAGAACAGCGCAUCCAGCGGGAACCUCAGCACUCGGAGCGAUUCGCGUAUCGUUCGCAGGUCCAGCGAUCAAUCGUAGAGAACUGCAGCUGCGACUAGCCGCUGCCGUAAGCGACGAAUUGUUGUUUGCCCCCCUAGGGCCAAAGAGAAAUCGCCGAACGCAGCGAAGAGGUUGUAGAGCCCACUGGGUGUCCGAGGAACAGCAAAGCCGCCCUAAGGUGUGUGGCACACUACAGCGCAUCACGAACGGGAGACGGGUCGUAUGUACCCCAGGCGUGCUUCGCUUUUCUCGGACAUGCGCUGCCGCCGCCGCUGCUGACAACGCAGGGGUGGGCAUACGGCACGUGAGGACCGGACCGGAGUAGAACGUGGUGGGAGUCCUAAUCGGGGCAACGAUACACCCUGUCUCGCGCAUGUAUUUGGUUUAGGGAUGUGCUGGGAUGGCAAAAGAGGGAGCGUAGCCAUAGGCGGGCAAUUAGGCGCCCUGGUUGGAAGGUGCGCGUGAGAGACAGGUGCGUGUGUUGCUUGCGUGAUGAUGACAGCAAGUGACGAAAGUGAGCAGGCGAAACCGUGAUCGAGGGUGUGACUCUUUGUUGCCCGCCUUUGCUGCGUGUAGUUGGUGUCCGCCUGGACACACACUGUAAUAAACGCUAUGCGAUUGGCUGAAAGGGGUAUGUUCCCCCACCGUUAACGCCACGGCGUUGGUUUUGCGUUAGGGUUUGAUUUGAGAGACGGCGUGGCGACGAAUAGGGGAAACGCUGACGGUGAAUGGGCGGCGGGGGACGGGGAGAAGGAAAGUAAUUUUGGGCGGGAUAUGCAGGUACUUCGCGGGAUGACAGUACUUGUUGUGACAUUGAUAAGGGCUCUGCAGAGAUUUUUGCGAUGUCCGGGCAAAGGUUUGCACGGUCGAGGGCGAAGAAAACGCCCAUUGCUGCCGGGGGAGGUUUUGGUGUGUGAAGAGGAUAGACAAAAGGAGGGAUCACGAAGAAGAGGGGGGGAGGGGCUCCGUUGUCCUUGGGGCAGAGAGAGGAAAAAUGGCUGACUCCCUACGAGGAGACGUUAGAUGAGGCCAUUGCUGAGUGCAGCCGACAGGCAACGGUACAACGAAGCUCAAGAAAGCUGUUCUUGUCCCGAUGGUGUGGUCUGCGAGUCAAGUAACUUUCGACCGGAAUGGGCUGGAGUUGGAUGGAAAGUGCAGGUGUUGAGAUUCUUUUUUUUGUGAAUAGCUAAAAUAACAGUCUCAAAGUGGAUGCGCGAGCCCAGUCCUUGUUAAUGUCCGGCUGGAAAGCUGUUGUAUCAAUGUAUCAGCUUUUGCCAGCCUUGUUGUGUACGUUGGGACACGAACCUCGGGAGUUGCAUGCAGGGGCGAACAAGUGAUGCUUUCAUUGGGUGCGUCUAUUGUGCAUUUGGCUGAGUCGGAAGCGAUGUGUGACAGCUCCAGAAAUUUUGAGUGGUGAAAUGGGAGGGAAGGAGAGAAGUGGGGGUGAAUCAGUGUGUGUGCCAAGCAGGUGUGAUCUAAGGAAAAUGGUCUCAAGACUACAGAACGUACGUGAACGAGCAUUCUACACUGAU